Pochonia chlamydosporia 170 is the source of this 1422-nucleotide messenger RNA. RefSeq lists its product as hypothetical. NCBI's taxonomy places the organism in Eukaryota, Fungi, Ascomycota, Sordariomycetes, Hypocreales, Clavicipitaceae. The transcript is spliced from 2 exons. The record is from RefSeq and is a predicted model, not a curated record. Bases 1 to 1422 code for a protein of 473 amino acids.
AUGAGCAACGACACAAUUCAAGCUCGAACCUAUGUCAGCAACUUUUACGCAGGUGGCUCGCCUGGCUCUGCUACGACUCGGUCCGUCUUCGUCAAGCCGUCGCUCCCAUACACUACCAACCAAACGGCCCCGUGUCCUGUACCAGCAAGUAAUCGAUGUCUUCUUGGGUCGAACCUGGCUUACAGCGUGACUACUGACAUGCUGGACUCUCAAACAAUGCUGGGUAUCGACGCUCCCGAACGAGAUCGUGUCGCCCUGAAGCUGAGUGUUACUUGCUCUCCUCUCCGGACAACGGACCUUGUCGAAAAGAGAGAAAUCAACAACCGCACCUUUCUAGUCUGGCAUCUCGGGAUGGUAGGAGAUGCGGAGCAUACAUUCUUGUAUAACACAGAGACACCUCGUACCGGUGUAUCAUACAAAAUAGCAACUGUAGCCGCCCUCGCGCCGGGCUUCAAUUCUUCCCUGGCAGGGGAUUGGAAGCCCAUCGCCGACUUCAACAGGACCGACGCCCACGUCAGCGUCUUCUUCCUCAGUCAGAACAACCUUGGCUAUUUCACACCGGUAUCCGACCCAUGGUUCUCUGCCAACGUCAACGUCAGCGUCGGGUCGAUAAACCUGUUUCACACCGAUUCCGCAGUUACCACUAUAGGCUGCGCUGAACAGUAUCAAAUGUGCAAUCCGCAGACGGGUACAUGCACCAAGCCAGCUGGAUAUGCUUGGCUGCGGGACUCCAUCCUUAUAGAGAACGAGAACACUCUAGGUUUGAACUUUGCACAACGAGCUACCGCAAGCCGCUUGGUCUUUGCGAUCGCAUCGACCGGCGCAUCCAGCACUGUGCAGGUACUCGGCACGGGUGCCUUGUGGGCCAACAGUCUCGUAUUUAACGGCAACCUGGCUCCGGGCAUGCCGGACAAUCAGUGGCAGGCUGAGGUGCUGGGCUGGUUCCAAACCAGCCUUGCCCGCAUACAGGCGUACGUUGUUGACUUUGCUUCAAAUGCAGGGAAGCUCGGGGCACUUGGUAGCGUGCUCUCGCCACAUGAUGGUCAAGAUGAGCUUUCCUUGGCGCUUCGACGACAAUGCCGCAGCCAACUGGUUCAAACCGUAGGCGAAGUUCAAAACUUCAACUUUGUUGGCGUUGCCAUCGUCAUAUGUUUUAGUAGCGCUCUGAUUUUACUUGACCUUGUACUUGAACCGCUGGUGAGCCUGAUGUGUAGGAGACGAAAUGCUUGGAGGUGUAUCACGGAGAAAGCAAGGCAAGCGGAUAAUAAGCUGCACCUUCUCCGGAUGGCUCUUGCUAAUAAGAACGGUAGCGACUGGGAACUUGGUAGCCGGGGAGUUCCUGUGCGAAGUGGUCAAGGGGAUUUUGAGAGACCAGUCGUUCAUGAGCAGCGUUCGCUAGUUUCAUACGAGGUUGGUCGGUAA